Molecule: messenger RNA, 951 nt
Organism: Camelina sativa (false flax)
Lineage: Eukaryota; Viridiplantae; Streptophyta; Magnoliopsida; Brassicales; Brassicaceae
Source: RefSeq, a predicted model, not a curated record
CGCAUAUCAAAAUGUUGAAAAUUUUAGGCUUAAUAAUAUAUUUUUUUCGAAAAAGCUAUGUUGCAUCUUUACCCUAAGAUAAAAUAAGAAAAUUUAUAAAGCUUAACAAACAUUGUCUUUUUUAUAUUCUCAAAAUUUACUAUUAACUUUCCAGCAAAACACAAUCCAUCAAGAAAGCAUCUUAGUAUCAAGCCAUCAGAUAAUUUAUAAAUGUCCAACCAACUAAACUAAGCAAUGAACAUUAUCCCACUCUCUCAAACACCAACUUUUUUAGAUGAUCAACAUGGGACUCAUCAUCAUCGUCAUUGCAUUGGUCAUGGUCGUAGUAGUUGCAUCAUCACCAUCCGAUCAAACAGAUGUCCUCACACCACUUUGCAUCAGUGAAUGCUCCACAUGCCCCACCAUUUGCUCUCCUCCGCCUUCAAAACCCUCUCCCUCCACGUCUUCGUCACCACCUCCGUCUCCCGCAUUGCCAUCAUCCACUUCUCCACCGCCUCCACCGCCACACAAACACUCUCCCCCGCCACUAUCGCAGUCACUUUCACCGCCGCCGUUAAUUACCGUCAUCCAUCCACCGCCUCCACGGUUUUACUAUUUUGAGUCCACACCACCACCCCCACAGAUAUCUUCCGAUGGAAAAGGCUCGCCCCCAUCAGCGCCACCGUCGCCACCAUCCCCAAAGGGACAGUCACAAGGGCAACAACCUCCUUACCCAUUCCCUUAUUUCUAUUUCUACACGGCAUCAAAUGCCAAUCUUCUCUUUUCUUCUUCCUUUUUGAUCUCUUUUGUUAUAUUUUCUUUAUCUAUCUUUCUUAACGGUUCGUUAGUGUGAAGAACUCCUCUAUAUUGUUAAAUACUUACUUAUAUAGUAUACUAUUGUUUAUUCAUUUUUGUUGUAAUAUAAGAUUGUUUUCUCAUCAAUGCAACAUUGAACAUCAAAGUGUUCAGGCA